Molecule: messenger RNA, 816 nt
Organism: Aspergillus aculeatus ATCC 16872
Lineage: Eukaryota; Fungi; Ascomycota; Eurotiomycetes; Eurotiales; Aspergillaceae
Exons: 1
Coding region: 1-816 (271 amino acids)
Cellular component (GO): mitochondrion
Source: RefSeq, a predicted model, not a curated record
AUGGCGGAGUAUGCCAACGCCAUCGCGCAGAACGAGAUCCGAUGGGCGCAGACGCACGCCAAACCAAGAAUGAACGUCCGGCGAUCAGAAGAGCAGCUAGAGACAGCAGGUGAGUACAUCGCCCUGUUGGAGCGGUAUAUAACGCUUGUGCCCUAUCUGGUCCGAGAGCCUCAUAAUCACGAAUCCUCAAAUCAGCUGUCGCAUCCUGAUCUACACCUGGACAAUAUCUUCGUGAACCCAGCAACCAACAAUAUCACAGCUGUGAUCGACUGGCAGCAUACGGCCGCUUCGCCAGUUGAUCUACAUCCGCUGAUCCCGCAGAUGCUGGAGCCAACGACAGCGGGAACAGGAGAAGGCAAUGACUCACUGCGCCAGAUCUACUUCACCAAACCCAAGAGUCUGAAUCCCAGGCAUGGAUGGGAGGCACUUACCGAACCGCAUCACAAACUCAGAAUGAAACCUACCCUGCUGCUGCCAGGUUGCUGGCAGCGCGAUGACCUGUUCUCUCUCCGUCACGCAAUAAUCGCAGUGGUCGCUCAGUGGGACGAGAUAUGCCAGAGCGGAAUCAAAUGUCCAGUUGAUUUCACUACCCAUGAGCUCCAACAACAUGACGAAGAGAUGGAGCUUAUCGAGGGUGUUUCAUUGGUCUUGCGCCAGAUUCAAGAACAAGGGCUCCUCCCUCUGGGCGGCAUGGUUCCGCGCGAGCGGUAUGAAGACGCUCAGAGAUUGAGCCAGCAGUUCACGAAUCAGUUCAUCGCAUUGGGGGAGGAUGCGAAACAGAGGGAGAUACUCGCCAAGAUCUGGCCAUAUUCGUGA